AUGAGGCGAACCUCAGAUACAUCAAUAGCUAUAUCAAAUGAUAAUAAAAAAAUUUCGAAUUCUUAAAGCUAAUCAAAGCACAAUCCUAGACUGAAAGAAUACACCACUAAUUUGAUUUAAUUUAAGAAAGAUAAUUUAUCAAUAGUAGAAGAGAAUUAUGAACCAAGUUUAGGAAUUAGCUUUUUAGUAUGCAUUUUUAAUACUAUAUAUUAGGAUCGUAAAGAAAGUGAUAAGAAUAAAAAUAAAACAGAAUUACCUGAUGCUAUUUAUAACAUUGGUUAAGCUACAUCUAGAGUGUUGGCGACUCCCUUAGAUGAAUUAGAAGCAUUUAAAAAUUCAAGUAAGAACUAUGUUAAAAGUGGUUUGAAUUUAAUCCGUCUAGUCUCAAAAUUCAUCCGAUAAUUAAAAAUUCAUUCAUAAACCUAUUAGUAUAAAAUGAUAAACGAAAACAUUUUAUAAUUACUCGGAGAUUAGGCUUCCAACACAUAAUUGUUUAUAUUUUUAAGAAAUAGAUACUUUAAUUAAAAUCAAAGGCAAAAGCUAGAUUCUAAUUGUGUGUAAUUAGAAUUUCUUUUAAAUAAGUUACCUAUUCUCAACCCUGAUAAUAUGAUGUUAACAGGGUUUAAGAUUAUACUGUUUUGCUUACUUAUAGUCAAUAUAACUUACAUUCCCCUUUUAUUAUUUUUAUACGAAUAAGAUUUUCAUAAGUAGGGUAUACAUCAUCUACUUGAUACGCUUCCAGUAGUUUUUUGUAUGCUAGAUUGUAUUUUAAGAUUCAUCACAUCAUUUUAUGAUGAAGGUUUAUAAUGAUAAUAUUCUAGGAAUUUUAUACAGGGAUUUAGGUAGAAUAGCCAAGCAUUACUUAAAAAAUGAUUUCAUAGUAGAUAUUGUAAGUAUUAUUCCUAUAUUUACUGAUAGUCUAGUAAUUCAAUAUUUGACUAUUUUCAGGAUAAUAAAAUUAAAAUUAACAUUAGCAACUCUAGAAGAAAUCCUUUGCUUAAAGUAAUAAAUAUAGGGUUGGUGGGAAUUAAUAAAAUCAGUGUUUUUUAUCGUUUACACUUGUCAUUUUUUUGCUUGUAUUUGGUAUUAAAUUGGAGAAUAAGGAAUUAAAAAUCAGACUAAUAGUUGGUUAAUUGUGAAGGAAUUAAACAACUCCACCUGGCAAGAGUAAUAUUUCUUUUCUCUUUACUUUAUAGUUGUCACAACUCUAACUAUCGGUUAUGGUGAUAUCCUCCCUUGCACUGUAUCAGAGGCUUUAUUUACUAUUUUUAUUGCUUUUACUGGGUGCAGCGUUUUAGGGUACACAAUUAAUAAUAUUGGUGAGAUAUUCAAGAAUCUAAAUGAAAGGGAGGUUAAGUUUAAAUAAUAGAUGAAGAGUAUUCUCCAAUAUCUUAAGGAUUAUAAGAUUAAUACGAAUUUAUCAUUGCAAAUAAGGAAAUACUUUGAAUAUCACCUCAAAUAGCAAAUUGAAAAUAAUAAUGAAGGGUAACAAAUGAUAAAUCAAUUGUCAAGAUAAUUAAGAGAGCAGAUGUAAAUUGAUCUGUACAAAAAGUAUUUGAUGAAAGCAAAGCUUAUUAAAGAUUAUUGUUCUAGUAGUACAAUUGAAAAACUGUGUCAAUAUAUUAAAAUAGAAAGCUAUGCUCCGGAAUCUAAAAUCUUGAAUCAGAAGACAAGUUGUGAGAAACUAUACUAUGUGUUAGAAGGGGAAUUAGACAUCUAUAUCACUUUGGGUAACAGAGAUGUCAGCAUAUGUAAUAGCUUAAAAAAGGAUGACAUUAUUGGACAAUGGGAAUUUGUGUUGCAAAAUCCAUAUCUAUACUCAGUAAAAGCUGUUAAAUAUACUAAACUAUUGGUUAUUCAUAGAAAUGACUUUACCAAGGUAUUGAAAGAAAAUAAAGAAGAUUUUGAGAAAUUCAACUAAAUUAAAGAUAAGCUAUUAUUUUCUAAAAAGUAAAGAGGCAACAAAUGCUUUAUAUGUGGGUGGAUUCAUUAUUUUAAUAAGUGCCCAUUUUUAUUUUUUAUAGCAGACAGGGAAAAAGUAUUGUCAUAAGCUUUGAAUAAUAAGGACCAAAUUCGAGAUCAAAAUUAACGAUUGAGAAAGUUUGAGAAAUCAAGAACCUUUUAGAGAUUGAAUAACCUAAGACAAGCUGCCCUCGAUUUUAUAUAGGAUUCAGAAACAAAGUAAUCCUUAUUAUAUAUAUUUUUAGCGAUUUAACUCUACAACAUCUAGUUGACCUCGGAUUUAAUAGGAAUGACUCUAUUCUCCAUGGCAGUGCAGCUUAUCUUGAUGAAUUAAUUGAAAAGAAAAUCUAAAGCACUUUUAAAGUCAUAGAAAAUGAAGAUGAUUCAAAUCAUUCUUAUUUGCAGGCUCCCAAAGUAGUGGCCACUUACAAAAAUAGGUCCAUAGUAUUUGCACCAACUCCUGACAAUGAUAGUUUCUUAAAUCUAAAAUUCUAAUCACCAGAACAAUUCAAUCGAUAAAACUCUAAUACUCUCCAAAGACCCAGAAAUCAAACAAGGGAGUUAUCUCGCAUUAAAUAAUCAUAACCGAAAAUCUUAUUUAGCACAAACAAAAUAGAGUCAAAAAUGAAUUUCAUGAAAAGAAAUGAUGGAAGUAGUAACUUUUAGAGUCAAAUGAGUAGCAAUUUCAAUAACAUUCUAACUACUAAUAACAAUAUCUAUCUAAAUUAGAAUGAUAAUAUAGAAAGUUAAUAGGGUUCAUCUUAGCAUAAAAGUGAAUAACCUUCCAGUCUACAACCUCUAUAAUAAUAACCUAAUUUAGUUUAAAAUAAUGCCUUAGAAAUUAAUUUUGAUAUCGACAAAACUUAGGUGUUUAGCAAUUAUUUUAAAGAGGGGAAUAUAUAUGAAAUUGUAAAAGAGCUGAUGGAAUUAUAAUUAAAAUAAAUCACGUUGAAGUCUCCAAAGAUGAUGCAAAAAAGCAUUAUGUUAGGAAGCAAUAAAAAUCAUAAAAGAUUUGCACUCUUAUAAAAGAUACUCAAAAAAGAUAGUCUAAUGAUUUGA
Messenger RNA from Paramecium octaurelia, 3021 nucleotides. The record is from the annotation of a GenBank genome assembly. Lineage: Eukaryota; Ciliophora; Oligohymenophorea; Peniculida; Parameciidae.